AUGGGUGGGAUGAGCGAGAAUAGAGGUGUUCAGGAGGUUUAUCCCGACGGGAUCUCCGACACUGACAGCGUUGGGAGCUCCACGGCCGGCUACAGUGGCCCCCUCGUCGCCGGCAAGAAGACUGGAAAGAAGAGGAGCGCUCGGUUCAAAGAGGAAUCCUACGUAGAGAUCACACUAGACGUCCGUGGAGACUCCAUCGCAGUCCAAAACAUCCAUGGUGGCGACCCGCAGGAUACGGCGCUACUGACGCGAGCCAUGGAGGGAAGGCCCUCCUCACUGGCCGCCAAACUCCGGCAGGUCUCCCUUGAACUUCGGAGGAUCACUUCCUCCUCCUCCUCCAAGAGGCUGGGUAAGUUUGAAAGGAGCAUGUCCGGGGCAACACGCGCUCUCCAGGGUCUCCAGUUCCUCACCCAGAAUGUAGAGGCCGGCGGCGAGGUCUGGCCGGGAGUGGAACGGCGCUUUGAGGAUCUCGCCAUUGACGGCUGCCUCCCCCGGUCCAAAUUCGGACAGUGCAUAGGUUUGUCUCGAGGACUCUCCCCCUUCUCUCUCGGUCAACCUCCAUGGUUGUCCGAAGGAUUAACGGAGAAUCUCAUCCAGAUCUCGUUGGCGUUUGCAGGGAUGACGGGGAGUGACGAGUUCGCCGGGGAGCUCUUCGAUGCGCUCGCUCGCCGGCGAGGGAUCCUCUGCCCAUGGCUGUCCAAGUUCGAGCUCAGGGAGUUCUGGGAGCAGAUUUCCGACCAAAGCUUUGACUCCCGCCUCCAGACCUUCUUUGACAUGUAAGUUCUCAAGAUAUUAAACAUUAUAACAAUAGUUUACGACUUCGAUAAAAUAAUACACUCAUCGACGCUGUAUCCAGGGUCGACAAGAACGCCGAUGGACGGAUCACCGAAGAGGAUGUGAAAGAGGCGAGUCCUCGCACUUUGGUUUAUAUCAUCAAUAAUUGAUAAGUUUUUGUUUGUAAUCCCCAUAUAUUUCGUCUGGGUUUCGAUAGAUCAUCUCUCUGAGCGCGUCGGCGAACAAACUGUCGAAGAUCAAGGAUCGGGCUGAUGAGUACACCGCCCUGAUUAUGGAGGAGCUGGACCCGGAUAACCUGGGCUAUAUCGAGGUCAGUACCCGAACACUUUGACCGUGCUCGCUUGGACCAGCUGAGGGUGUGGUCCAUCGUGGCCGGUCCACGUGUAUUGAAUAUCUCCGGUGUUGGAUUAAGUCGAUUAAAGCAUAAAAAAAUAUUUAUUAACUCUAGCUAAUUGGGUUUAAGACAGAAACCUGUGAUCUACUACCAUCGCAUCAAAUAUGUGCAUUAUUAAACGGAUGAUAAUUUUUUUUGCUUUUAUUUACAUGUUGUUGGGUGGCCGUGCAGCUUGAGAAGCUCGAGAUGCUGCUGCUGCAAGCUCCCAACGAGACGGCCAAGAUGGGGGGGGCACACAGCGCCAACAUGAGCCAGCUCCUGAGCCAGAAGCUGGCGACGACGAGGGACAGAAAUCCGUUGCGGCGGGCCUACAGGGCCACCGCCUACUUCCUGGAGGACAACUGGAAGAGGCUGUGGGUGAUGGCGCUGUGGCUGGCCAUCUGCGCCGGUCUCUUCACCUGGAAGUUCAUCCAGUACCGCGACCGUGCGGUGUUCCACGUUAUGGGCUACUGCGUCACCACCGCCAAGGGCGCCGCAGAAACCCUAAAAUUCAACAUGGCCCUCAUCCUCCUCCCCGUCUGCCGCAACACCAUAACCUGGUUGAGAAGCCGCACUGGGCUUGGCGCUGCUGUGCCCUUUGACGACAACAUCAACUUCCACAAGGUGGUGGCCGCGGGGAUCGCCGUAGGGGUGGGGCUCCAUGCCGGAGCUCACUUGACGUGCGACUUUCCGCGGCUUCUGCACGCCACGGACGCAGAGUAUGAGCCCAUGAAACCCUUCUUUGGGGAGCGCCGCCCGCCGGAUUACUGGUGGUUCGUGAGGGGCACAGAGGGCUGGACGGGGGUGGUGAUGCUCGUUCUCAUGGUGGUGGCGUAUGUGCUGGCUCAGCCGUGGUUCCGGCGCAGCAGGCUGAGCCCUGGGAACCCUCUCCGCCGGCUCACUGGGUUCAACGCCUUCUGGUACUCGCAUCACCUCUUUGUUAUCGUCUACAUACUCUUCAUCAUCCACGGAAUCUUCCUCUACCUCAGCCGUCAGUGGUACAAGAAAACGGUAACAUUUCCUUCUCUCUCUCUCUCUCCUCUCCCUAACUUAGAAUACUUAAAGGAAUGUUCAACCUUAGUCAACCAAAUUUGAAAUGAUUCUUUAAUAAUUGGCCAUUCUUCAUUCGAACAUUUGUCAGAUCAUCUUAUGAAAUCUACUCAUAUUUUUGGGUUAUAAAUAAUGAACGAACAGAGGCAAUGAAAUUUUCUAUAGUAUAAUUUCUGCUUUAACCAAAAAUGGCACAUUAAUUUUCUAAUCAUGCGUCCCUCUCAAAAACUUGUUCCAUUUCAACAGACAUGGAUGUACCUCACCAUUCCGAUGAUGUUGUACGCAUGCGAGCGCCUUCUACGGGCCUUUAGGUCGGGAUACAAGACUGUGAAGAUUCAGAAGGUGAGAUAUUUUAUUUACUAUGCUCUCCUCUUCGGCUUCUCUGAUUGCUGAUGCUAAGUUCAUCUUCUCCGGCGCUGGGGGAAUACAGGUGGCCGUCUAUCCUGGGAAUGUGAUGGCAGUGUACAUGUCAAAGCCCCAGGGAUUUAAGUACACCAGCGGGCAGUACGUCUUCGUCAAUUGCGCCACCGUGUCUCCCUUCCAGUGGUAAUCAUCUCUUCUUCUCCUUCGCUAGAAAUAACAAGUAUUGCUGGACCCGUUGUCGACCUCAUGAAAUCCUCCGUGUUUCUCUCUUCAGGCAUCCUUUCUCGAUCACCUCUGCGCCGGGAGACGAUUAUCUGAGCAUCCAUAUCCGGACGGUCGGCGACUGGACGUCACAACUCAGGGCCGUCUUCUGUGAGGUAUUGCUCUCCAUUUGGAUCAUGGAGGUCGCCGGAAUGGUGACUUCCCUUGAGGGAAGUGUGGCUCAUUCUUCAAACUAUUGGAUGGCAGGCUUGCCAGCCAGCGAUGGCCGACCAGAGCGGUCUCCUCCGAGCAGACGCCAUUAAUGGCCGAACCGGCAGCCCCAGCUUGCCCAGGCUCCUCAUCGACGGCCCUUACGGCGCCCCAGCGCAGGACUACAAGAAAUACGACGUUGUCCUCCUGGUGGGACUGGGCAUCGGGGCCACCCCGCUGAUCAGCAUCGUCAAGGACGUCCUCAACAACGCCAUCGCCGCCGAUGAGGAAGACCCAGAGGCCGCCGGAGUGGCGAAGAGGAAGCAGCCGUUUGCGACGAAACAGGCAUACUUCUACUGGGUAACGCGGGAGCAGGGAUCCUUCGAGUGGUUCCGUGGGGUGAUGAACGAGGUGGCGGAGAAGGACCACGGCGGCGCCAUUGAGCUCCAUAACUACUGCACAAGCGUGUAUGAGGAGGGAGACGCACGAUCGGCGCUCAUCGUCAUGUUGCAGGCGCUGCACCACGCCAAGAACGGAGUGGACAUCGUCUCCGGGACGAGGGUGAAGACCCAUUUUGCUCGCCCUAACUGGCGCUCCGUCUUCAAGCAUGUCGCCGUCAAGCACACCGAUGAGCGCGUCGGUGAGAAAUUUUUCCUUCGCCGUUCUUCUCCCCCAUCUUUUCCUUUUCCAAAGUCCUCUCCUCAGCCUUGAAGUUUCCGAUUCUCCAUUUUCGCAGGAGUAUUCUAUUGCGGGCCGCCAAGCCUGGUGGGGGAGCUGAGGAGGCUGGCCAAGGAUUUCUCGCGGAAGACGACCACCAAGUUCGAGUUCCACAAGGAGAACUUCUGA
Messenger RNA from Spirodela intermedia, 3838 nucleotides. The record is from the annotation of a GenBank genome assembly. Lineage: Eukaryota; Viridiplantae; Streptophyta; Magnoliopsida; Alismatales; Araceae.